This is a messenger RNA of Petromyzon marinus (sea lamprey), 816 nucleotides long. RefSeq names its product required for meiotic nuclear division 1 homolog (gene RMND1). Gene Ontology annotation, biological process: positive regulation of mitochondrial translation. Lineage: Eukaryota; Metazoa; Chordata; Hyperoartia; Petromyzontiformes; Petromyzontidae. The record is from RefSeq and is a predicted model, not a curated record.
AGCAUCAGCAGGAGGAGGAGGAGGAGGGCACAGUUGUCUUCUUCAGGGAGGGAGCUGUCGUCUUCUGGAAUGUCGACGCCCCAACGAUGCGGAGUUUGAUGGCGCUGUUGGAGGCUUACGAGCGGAGCCCCUACGAAGUGGCGCUGGUACAUUGGGAAAACGAGCAGCUGGAGUACAGCUACACUGGAGGUCCCAGCCGACUGCACCGAGGAGAGAUUCUGCUGGGGGUCAAGGGUCACGGUGAGGCCGCGCUCCUCACCAAAUUCGCUUUCUCCAACGCUCUCAGCCUGUCGGUGAAAUUGGCCAUCUGGGAGGAGUCUUUGGACGGAUUCGUUGAGAGCAUCCAGUCAAUCCCAGAGCAGCUGAAAUCUGGCCACGCUGUGAGAUUGUCAAGGGCCGAGGUGAUGAAGAAGAUUGGACAACUCUUCUCUCUGAGACACCGGAUCAACCUCAGCUCUGAUCUGCUCCUCACUCCGGACUUCUACUGGGACCGGGAGGAGCUGGAGUCUCUGUACGAGCAGACGAGCCAGUUCCUAAGUAUCGCACGUCGUGUGAUGAACGAGAAACUGAAGCAUUGCACAGACCUCACGGAUUUGAUGCGCUCCCACUUGGCGGAGAAGCACGGCCUGAGACUCGAGUGGAUGAUCGUCCUCCUCAUCGCUGUAGAGGUUCUUUUCGAGGUGGUUCGAAUGUUUUGAAGGCCACGGACACAAAGACAAAGAUCCCCCAGGUAGCCUGUUGCAGGUUGUAGGGGCAAGUGCUGUUAGUAGCGAGUAGCAGCACCUACACACAGAGACAAAGAUUCCCCAGGUAGUC